This is a messenger RNA of Maylandia zebra (zebra mbuna), 7381 nucleotides long. RefSeq names its product myosin VB (gene myo5b). Gene Ontology annotation, cellular component: cytoplasm; myosin complex; actin cytoskeleton. Lineage: Eukaryota; Metazoa; Chordata; Actinopteri; Cichliformes; Cichlidae. Gene Ontology annotation, molecular function: actin filament binding; ATP binding; microfilament motor activity. The record is from RefSeq and is a predicted model, not a curated record. Gene Ontology annotation, biological process: actin filament organization.
ACUGUCACAGGAUCUAAUGCAGCUUAUUUCAGCACAUGAGGAUCUAUUUAUCAGCCGGAGAGGAUGAGCGGAGAUUAUUACCCCUACUCCAAGUACACUCGGGUCUGGAUCCCGGACACGGAGGAUGUUUGGAAGGCUGCAGAGAUCGUCAAAGACUACAAAGAAGGAGACCCGGUCCUUCGGCUGAAACUCGAGGAUGAAACGCCUCUGGAGUACCCCGUGGGACCGAAGAGUAACCCUCUUCCUUUCCUGCGUAACCCUGACAUCCUGGUGGGGGAGAAUGACCUCACGGCGCUCAGCUACCUGCACGAACCCGCCGUGCUGCACAACCUGCGAGUGCGAUUCCUUGAGUCCAACGCCAUCUACACAUACUGUGGGAUCGUGCUGGUGGCGAUCAACCCGUACGAGCAGCUGCAGAUUUAUGGUGAGGAGGUGAUCAAUGCGUACAGCGGGCAGAACAUGGGCGACAUGGACCCUCACAUAUUUGCUGUGGCCGAAGAGGCCUACAAGCAGAUGGCCAGAGAUGAGAAGAAUCAGUCGAUCAUCGUGAGCGGAGAAUCCGGAGCAGGGAAGACGGUUUCUGCAAAGUACGCCAUGCGGUUCUUUGCCACGGUGGGCGGCUCAGCCAGCGACACCAACGUGGAGGACAAAGUUCUGGCGUCCAGUCCCAUUAUGGAGGCGAUUGGAAAUGCAAAAACCACUCGCAAUGACAACAGCAGCCGCUUUGGAAAGUACAUCCAGAUCGGUUUUAACAGACAUUACCACAUCAUCGGUGCCAACAUGCGCACCUACCUGCUGGAAAAGUCCCGCGUCGUGUUUCAGGCUGAGGACGAGAGGAAUUAUCACAUCUUCUACCAGCUCUGCGCCUCUGCCAGCUUACCGGAGUUCAAAGACCUCGCCCUCACCAGUGCAGAGGAUUUCACGUACACGUCUCUAGGCGAAAACAUUUUCAUCGAGGGCGUGAAUGACGCCGAAGAUUUUAAGAAGACCAGAGAGGCCUUCACGUUGCUGGGUAUAAAGGAGAGCAGUCAGAACAGCAUCUUUAAAGUCAUUGCGUCCAUCCUUCAUCUUGGGAACGUCGAGAUCUGCUCGGACCGAGACGGGGAGUCCUGCCACAUUGCGAGGAAGGACGUCCACCUGCAGCACUUCUGCAACCUGCUGGGUGUGGAGCUGCAGCAGAUGGAGCACUGGCUCUGCCACAGGAAGCUUGCCACCACCUCCGAGACGUACGUGAAGACCAUGUCCACCAAGCAGGCGACCAACGCCCGCGACGCCCUCGCCAAGCACAUCUACGCCCGCAUGUUCGACUGGAUCGUAGAGCACAUUAACCUUUCUCUGCAGACGUCCACCAAGCAGCACUCCUUCAUCGGAGUCCUUGACAUCUAUGGGUUUGAGACGUUUGAGGUGAACAGCUUUGAGCAGUUCUGCAUCAACUAUGCCAACGAGAAACUCCAGCAGCAGUUCAACUCUCAUGUGUUCAAGCUGGAGCAGGAGGAGUACAUGAAGGAGCAGAUCCCCUGGACUCUGAUCGAUUUUGCUGAUAACCAGCCGUGUAUCGACCUGAUCGAGGCUCGGCUCGGCAUCCUGGACCUGCUGGACGAGGAGUGUAAAGUGCCAAAGGGGACGGAUCAGAACUGGGCCCAGAAGCUCUACAAUAAGCACUCCAGCAGCGCUCACUUCCAGAAACCUCGCAUGUCCAACAUCUCCUUCAUUAUCAUACACUUCGCUGAUAAGGUGGAGUAUCAGUGUGAUGGCUUCCUGGAAAAGAACAGAGACACCGUCUACGAGGAGCAGAUCAACAUCCUGAAGGCCAGCCAGUUUCAGCUCGUCGCCGACCUGUUUAGUGACAAAGACGACGUGACACCUGCAAAGUCUGCCAGAGUGAAUGUCCGAGCGCUGAAGACGGUUCCCAAAGCUCCGAACAAAGAGCACAGGAAGACGGUGGGGCAUCAGUUCCGGACGUCUCUGCAUCUGCUCAUGGACACCCUGAAUGCUACGACUCCUCACUACGUGCGCUGCAUCAAACCCAACGACUUCAAAGAGGCCUUCUCGUUUGACUCGCGGCGAGCGGUGCAGCAACUCAGAGCCUGUGGAGUCCUGGAGACGAUCCGGAUCAGCGCGGCCGGGUAUCCGUCCAGGUGGACGUACCCAGAUUUCUUCAACAGGUAUCGAGUCCUGAUGAAGAAAUCAGACAUGACGACAGCAGACAAGAAGCUGGUGUGUAAAAACCUGCUGGAGACGCUGAUCAAGGAGCCUGACAUGUUCCAGUUUGGAAAGACAAAGAUCUUCUUCCGAGCGGGUCAGGUUGCGUACUUGGAGAAGCUCCGGACUGACAGGUUCCGCUCGGCCUGCAUCAAGAUCCAGAAGACGGUUCGAGGCUGGUUGCAGAGGAUCCGAUACCGCAAGAUCCGCAAGAUGGCCGUCACUCUGCAGAGAUACGGCCGAGGAUACAUGGCCCGCAGGUACGCUGACUUCCUGCGUCAGACACGAGCGGCCAUCAUCUGUCAGAAGCAGUGCCGCAUGGUGAGAGAGAGACGCGAGUUUCUGAGAGUGAGACGCGCAGUGGUCACCAUCCAGGCGUACGCCAAAGGGAUGUUCACCCGCAGGAUUUACCAAGAGUUCCUGCUGCAUCACAAGGCGAUGAUCAUCCAGAAGAAUGUACGCGGCUGGAUGCAGAGGAAGCAGUUUAGACGAGCACGCAACGCCGCCAUCACCAUCCAGUGCGCCUUCAGACGCAUGCACGCCAAACGGCAGCUGAAGCAGCUGAAGAUCGAAGCUCGCUCUGCCGAGCACCUGAAGAAGCUCAACACGGGCAUGGAGAACAAGAUCGUUCAGCUGCAGAGGAAAAUGGACGACCAGUCCAAAGAGCUCCGCACUCAGAACGAGCAGCUACAGACGGUAAACACCUCUCUGGGCUCAGAAGUGAACAAGCUGCAGAAGCAGCUGGAGCUGCUGCGCAGUGAGCAGGAGGACGGAGGCCAGGUGAGGUCGCUGGAGGAAGAGCUGGAGCACUUGAGGAAGGAGCUGGAGGAGGCGCAUGCCCUGAGGAACAAGAUGGAGGAGGAGCAUAUCAACGAGAAGAUGGACCUCACACAGAGGGUGGAUGAGCUGGAGAGAGAAAACUCCCUGCUGAAGAGCGAGAAGGAGGAAAUGAACCGACGCAUCCUGCAGCACUCAAAGAGCACAGAAGAGGAAGUGAGCAGUGUGUCUCUGCAGUCGGAGCUGGAUAAGGAGAGGGAGCGCUACCAGAACCUCCUCAAAGAGUUCUCCAGGCUGGAGCAGAGAUAUGACAACCUGAAGGAGGAGAUGUCGCUCAACAAGUUCCAGCCUGGCCACACGAGGAAUCCGUCCAAUCAGAGCAGCCUGGAGUCGGACUCUAAUUACCCGUCUGUCUCCACCUCAGAGAUUGGAGACACCGAGGACUCCAUUCAGCUGGUGGACGAGAUGGGGAUAGACAAGGCCGCUAUGGAUAUUAGUCUAUUCAUGAAGCUGCAGAAGAGAGUCCGAGAGCUGGAGCAGGAGAGGAAGAAACUGCAGCUCACAGUGGAGAAGAUGGAGGAGCUGGCCAAGCGAAAGGGCUCUCAGUCAAGGCCCUCCACUUCUGAGCAGGAGACGGCUGAUCUGGCCUACAAUAAUCUCAAGAGGCAAGAGCUGGAAUCAGAGAACAAGAAACUGAAGAACGACUUGAAUGAGCUGAGGAAGACGGUCGCUGAGCGAGCCUCACAGAACAGCUCAUCCAAUGAGCUACAGGACAGCUACAACCUGCUGCUGAGCCAGCUUAAAUCAGCCAAUGAGGAGUUGGAUGCUCGCAAGGAGGAAGUCCUCAUCCUCAGGACGCAGAUUGUGAGCGCGGCCCAGCUGCAGGAGAAGAACGAGAAUAUCCUGAGCCUGAACACAACGGAAACUGAUUCUACUCCUGUGGUGAACAACAGCAAAGAGCCUGUGGACAAAGAGGAGGCGCUCAAAGCUUACCAUGGACUGUGUGAGUCCAAAAAGCUGCUGGAGGCUCAGCUGCAGACUCAGUCCAGGCAGCACAAAGACGAGCUGGAGGCCCUUCACACUCAGAUCGAGCUGCUGAAGGGUGACAUCGAGGAUAAGCAGGAAAAGCUCAGCUACAUGAUGUCUCUGUCUCCAGAGGCUCAGGUGGAGUACAGCGUCCAGCAGGAGAUCACGCGGCUCACCAAUGACAACCUGGAUCUCAAAGAGCUGGUGGAGAAGCUGGAGAAGAACGAGAGGAAGCUGAAGAAGCAGCUCAAGAUCUACAUGAAGAAGGUCCAGGAGCUGGAAGCUGCUCAAGCAGCAGCUCAGAGCAGCAGGUCCAAACCUGAGCUGAUACGCCAGGUGACCGUCCAGAGGAAGGAGAAGGACUUUGAGGGGAUGCUGGAGUACAACAAGGAGAACGAGGCGCUGCUGGUCAAGACCCUGAUCAAUGACAUCCGCCCCAACAACGUGUCUGGUACAGUGCCCUGUCUGCCAGCUUACAUCCUCUUCAUGUGCAUCCGCCACGCUGACUACAUCAAUGAUGACCAGAAGGUGGAGUCUCUGCUUACCUCCACCAUCAACGCAAUCAAGAAGGUCCUCAAGAAGAACAACGAUGACUUUGAGAUGACAUCCUUCUGGUUGGCCAACACCAGCCGACUGCUUCACUGUCUGAAGCAAUACAGCGGUGAGGAGGCAUUUAUGACACAGAACACGUCCAAACAGAACGAGCACUGUCUGAAGAACUUUGACCUGGCUGAGUACAGACAGGUGUUGAGCGAUCUCUCCAUCCAGAUCUACCAGCAACUCAUCAAAGUGGCAGAAGGCAUCAUUCAACCCAUGAUCGUGUCGGCCAUGUUGGAGAGCGAGAGCAUCCCCAGCCUGGCAGGCGUGAAGCCGAUGGGCUACAGGAACCGUUCGUCCAGCAUGGACAUGGACGCCGACGGCCCCACCAGCUACACCCUGCAGGCCCUGAUCAAGCAGCUGGGGCAGUUCCACAACAUCAUGCGAGACCACGGUCUGGACCCUGAGAUCAUAGGUCAGGCGGUCCGGCAGCUCUUCCACUGCAUCAACGCUGUUACCCUUAACAACCUGUUGCUGCGCAAGGACGUCUGCUCCUGGAGCACCGGCAUGCAGCUCAGGUACAACACCAGUCAGUUGGAGGAGUGGCUCAGAGGAAAUAACUUGUAUCAGAGUAAAGCUGCAGCUACUCUGGAGCCGAUCAUUCAGGCUGCACAGCUGCUGCAGGUCAAGAAGAAAACGUCGCAGGACGCCGAGGCCAUCUGUGCGCUGUGCACCGCGCUCACCAUGCAGCAGAUCGUGAAAAUCCUGAACCUCUACACGCCUCUGAACGAGUUUGAAGAACGAGUCACUGUGUCCUUCAUCAGAAACAUUCAGAAUCGCCUUCAGGAGAGGAAUGACCCUCCUCAGCUUCUUUUGGAUACCAAACACACUUUCCCGGUCCUCUUCCCUUACUCGCCGUCUGCCCUCAGCCUGGAGAUGCUGCACAUUCCUGCCUCGCUUAACAUCGACUUCCUCGUCAGAGUCUGAUGACCUGCCAAUUAAUCUGACUGUUUCCCAGCAGCGUCUGCUGCCUGACACCUCUUAUUGAUCAUUGUUUCUGUCUCCAUGUCUUCCUGAGAGCAGCACGUCUGCCUUUCUGCCGAACAAGUUCAUCUCCUCACGUCUCUCUGAAGUAAAUCCUCCACGUUUCUGAAAAAAACCUGCAGAAGUCCAGUCUGUGGAGUCCACAUCACAGUUGUUCUUCUCUGACAGUAAACUGUGCUGCUGUUUGAGUAGAUAAAGAAACACAGAAUCUAACAGAAGGAGCAGAAAGGUUUGCAGAAGAAUGAAGGAGGUCAGGAGGAAGGUUCAGAGGGAUCAUUUAGACUCAGAAGAAAAACAAGAUUUUUUAGAUGUGCGUGAAGGUUUCUGAAGAUUUAAAACGCAGACAAAGAUCAGCGACCCGAAUAACUGACAAUAUUCAGCAUUUAAAAGUUCAGGCUUAAUCAGUCAAAAUUGCAUGAGAUUGGUUGGCUGUGUCAGCAGUAACAUGUUGAUUUCUGUAGACUCUUUACUUCCUUUGAGCCUUGAAGGUUGUGGGUCGUAUUUAUUUAUUUAGUUAUUCAGUAGCAUUAAAAGGCUGAUUAUCUGCUUCUGUACUGAUAUAACGACACCUUUAAACACUAAAAUUACACUAAACUAAAACUAAGCUGUUAACAGCUAUUUAAUCUCAUAUUUGCUCCUGCUCCUCCAGUCAUGUGUCAUCAUGUGACUCUCAGCUGCUCCUAAUACACAGUCAGCUGUGGAGGAUCCCAAACGUGUCAGAAGAAAGUAUCAGAAGUUAUCAGAUCGGUCUUCCUGUGAUCGUUUGGCCAAUUAAAAAAGCAAAAUGAUAAAAUAAUGCUGCAAACGAAAGCAAAUGUUUAAGAUGAAACUAACUGCUGGGACACGUCAGGGUUAUUCAGGUUGGCUGGUGCAGAGACGUGAAUCUUGUUUUUUUUUGCAUUUAAAGACAGAAAGAUGUUCAAAUGUAGACGAAUAAAUGAAGCGAUGAAAAUGCGACGGUGUAGUUUUUAAUAACAGCUGCUGGCAGUGUGAUAGCAGUUAAUGAGCUAAAGAGCAGGUAGGUUGUUCUCCCCCUGGCUUCUGGAAAACCUUGUUGUUCACUCAGCUGGUGCAGAGCAGCCUGUAAAACGCAAAUCAACACUUUUUCUGAUCUCCUCUCAGAGUCUGUGCAGGACUUCCACUUCGUCUCUCUGUAAUGUCGUUUAUUUCUGUGGGAAGUUAUUUUUUUUACUGUUUCUGUUCUUCUGUUUCUCUCUUUUGCACCACACGUGGAAACACUACUAGGUAAAAUACUAAACAUGCACAAGAUAACACUGCAAACCAUCACACCCUCACAUUUUUCCUUUUCCUCCAAACCCACGUGCCAUUCUACGCUGAUGAUGUUCUGUUGGAUGCCGUUCAUCUUCAUCUUUUUAUGAAGUGCAAAUGUAAUAAAAUGAAGUUUAACAUGUGAAGAGUUUCACUGCAAACCUGCUGUGCACAAGUUUAAUAAUUCAGGUCAUUCACAAGACAAAAACCGUAAACUGGAUGUUUUUGUGCUGACUUCACACGUAACUGAAGGUUUGGUUUUAUUCUGCAGUAAAGCUCUUCAGUUUCAGAUGUUUGAGUCUGGAUGAAACGGAGUCAAUCACUGUAACUCAAAGAAUAUAUUUUGGAAUUGAAGUCUUGCUGAUGUUCUGUUAGCGUCUUCUUUGUUUAUGAAAUGAAAUUUCUUAUUGAAACAUUUCUGGCAAAAAUAUAAACGUUAUUUCCACAGUUUAGCUGAAGCUGAUGGGAGUUUAACCAAGUUUACACACUUGUAGCUGCUCUGAUCAUUCAGAGAGCAGAGCCCCUU